Messenger RNA from Zootoca vivipara (common lizard), 6091 nucleotides. It is a transcript of the gene EIF6, whose product is annotated as eukaryotic translation initiation factor 6. Lineage: Eukaryota; Metazoa; Chordata; Lepidosauria; Squamata; Lacertidae. Gene Ontology annotation, biological process: cytosolic ribosome assembly. Gene Ontology annotation, molecular function: ribosome binding. The record is from RefSeq and is a predicted model, not a curated record.
CUCUGCUUUCUGCUCGGGGGCUCUUUGACAGCAAUGGCGGUGCGGGCCAGCUUCGAGAACAACAACGAGAUCGGCUGCUUCGCCAAGCUCACGAACGCCUACUGCCUGGUGGCCAUCGGGGGCUCAGAGGGCUUCUACAGUGUGUUUGAAGGGGAGCUUUCGGAUACCAUCCCUGUAGUUCAUGCUUCAAUUGCCGGAUGUCGAAUCAUUGGCAGGAUGUGUGUGGUCACCACUGUUUCCAGGAAUAUCUAGCAGCUGCAGAAUGUCCAAUUCCCAAGAAGAGUACUCCAGGUCCAGGAAUAAAAAUUAAAGGAAACAGGCAUGGCUUGUUAGUCCCAAACAAUACCACGGACCAGGAGCUUCAGCACAUCCGAAACAGUCUUCCAGACUCCGUACGAAUUCAGCGAGUGGAAGAGCGCCUCUCUGCCUUGGGCAAUGUCACUACGUGCAAUGACUAUGUAGCACUUGUCCAUCCGGACAUUGACAGAGAGACAGAAGAGAUUUUAGCAGACGUACUAAAAGUGGAAGUAUUUAGGCAGACGGUAGCAGAACAAGUGCUGGUGGGAAGUUAUUGUGCUUUCAGCAACCAGGGAGGACUUGUGCACCCCAAGACUUCCAUUGAAGACCAGGAUGAGCUCUCCUCGUUGCUACAAGUCCCACUUGUGGCUGGAACUGUUAACCGUGGCAGUGAGGUGAUUGCAGCUGGAAUGGUUGUGAAUGACUGGUGUGCCUUCUGUGGCCUGGACACAACCAGCACAGAGUUAUCUGUUAUUGAGAGUGUCUUUAAACUCAAUGAAUCACAGCCAAGUACCAUUGCUACUACUAUGAGAGAUUCUUUGAUUGACAGCUUGACAUGAUCUGCUACUCCCUGACCACCACAGAAGCACUGAAGGCCAGAUUAUGAUUUUGAUUGCUCACUGAAGUAAAUGCUCUGUUUAUUACUCUGCAGACCUAGACGCGGAAGGGUAUACAACAAUCAGCAUUUCUAAACUACAAUGUUACACACCUGUGCCCCCUUUUGUUACUUCUGCUAAUUUGGCCUGCUUUCAUUAAUUCAUGAGAUAAUUUUCAAAUUGUGAGUGUAUGUCUUAGAAAAAUGUUUUAAAAUUCAUUACCUGUAAUAAUGGUUUAAAAAACAAACAAAAUUGUUUUCUUCUUCUGUAUUCACCAGCAUGUGCCUGAACCAGCUAUCAUUUCUUGAUCAGACACAGAUGGGAUUUCUACUGGAUCAUUUUUACAUAGCCUGCAGCCUAGAUUAAUGUAGCUGUCUUAUGUAAAUUUGGUAGUCAGACACUUCCUGUUAAAAGGACUGAAAUAAGCCAUGGAGCUUUUUCCCGUAUCCCUGUAAUUCUGUAAAGCCAACAUGUGCUAGCAGUUCUCUGAAAUUACACUGGCCUUUAUCUGUGAAAAUAGCCUGGGUGGAAAUAAUUUAUUUUGACCUCUUCGUUGUAUGCACACUUCCUUAACAAUUCAGUCAUAAGAAACUACUUUGCAACCUGUAUCUUAAGCCUCUUAUGAGGCUCUGCUUUGUUGCACAGCGAUAGAAGCAAUCCUUGGAAGUAGGUGAUGGUGUCACUUGAGGUUUAAUGCAAAAGGCAGUUAAAACUAAUAAACCCUAAAGCUAGAAACGGUUGUUCUGGACAUUGAUACUGGAAUUCAAUAUUAGGGAUAAGGGCUUCAUCAAACUUAAGGGAUCUGAAAGAACACAUACGUUUUGUUAAACAAUCUGGCCUUUGCUUGAAAGCUUACCAUAGCUACUUUAUGAUUUCAUAGCUUUUUCUUUCCCUGCUGCAGUUUACUGGCCAAAGUACCUGUUUCAAUUGUGCCACCUGUCUUUUCUCAUUGUUCCUGGCUAUUACAAAAUCACCCUUGUCUUCCUUUGUAAGGUGAUCCAGCAUGCUCUACUCCAUGUUUUACUACAUCUAGCUCAAACACAUCCCAGUAAUGAAGGAUGGUGCAAGUUAAAAGCAGCUGAAGGUGUAUUGCACUGGCGUGAGGAACCUUUGAUCCUCCAGACAGUGCUAAAAUACAGCUCCCAUCAUCUCUGAUUAUUGACUAGGCUGGCGGGAGUUGGGAGUCCAAUAACAUCUAAAGGGCCACCGGUUUCUUGCUCCUGUAUUACACAUGUAAUCCUCCAGUCUUGCACUAUCGCUUACAUUAUUUCCCAAAUAUAUUACUUUCCCCACCUCCCACAAUAGUGAGGUUUUGCAGUUCUUACACGCUGAUGCUGUUAAGGGAAUCUAGUGCAACAAUAAAGUGUUCAGCUCACAACAAAUUUUCUUUAUGAACUGUAGUGGUCCAGGGCAGCAAUAAAUAAAUAAUAGGUAACAAGUUCUUAGCAUAGACUAUUGAAAGCGCCUUUAUAGCUAUAGUACUUCCUUACUAACGUUACACAAAAUGCCCUAUUGCAACAGCUUUCAAGCAUGUAUACACACACACACACACACACACACACACACACACUUGCACUCACCAUACAUGCUCGCAUUGGAACGUCUUGUAAAUACCUAGCAUCUAUAUGACUAUGCCUUGAAGUACAGCCACAUUGAAUAAUAAUGGCUAAACCACUGUAUCCCAGAUGUGAGUGCAGUAGCAUUUUAUUUAGCUAUCUGGCCCACAGAUGACAACUAAGAGAUUGAGUGUGCACAGAGGACUAGAUAUUUUCUUCUGCCAUGUGGCUAUUUUUCUGAGAGUGGCCAGACUGCUUUGUGAAGCAAAUGUAACCUGCAGCAGCAUUUAAAUGUGUUGUUAGCAAGAGUGAUGGGUAGAAUGUUUAAGAAAAGGGAAACAAAUAACUUAUGCAGUAACCAGUUGGAAAGAGACUACUUGAUUAAAAAAACAAGCAUUAUGAAUAUGGAAGAAAUGGAAAAUACAUUUAACACCUUAAGUGUGGAAUCUAGAAACAAGCUCCCAUCAACAGAUUAGAAAAGCAAAAUAUUUCUGCCUGAAAACAGCAAAAAACAAAAACUCUGAAAUCUAGGAAAACCAGAAAUGUAACACCUUAGGAGCUGGCAGAUUUAUUGGAAUAGUAAUAAACUGGCCAGUCUCAAAUUUUUAGAGUUUGGAAACAACAGAUGCUGUUCAGGUGUCCUGACAAGCAUUCAUUUAAAAAUGUAUGACAAGAUGACAAACUCAUUUAAUAAAUGUGCUGGUGUGUGAUUUCAUGAGCACUUUUUGUGGUAUGGCAAAAUGACAAACUCCUUUAAUAAAUGUGUCGAUUUGCAUUGUAACGCAAGUAGAUUUAGCUCAUACAUAACAGUGUAGAUAAGGAAUUAAUAAAUAAUGUGAUUUUAUAAAAUUUAGAUAUGACUCAAAUAAUAAUGAGGUGGGACAUUAUAACAGAUUGAUACAGUAACAUUGUAGAAUAAAAUUUUCGGUACUAGGGUAAGACCAAGUAUCGGCAAGGAUGUGUUUUCAAAGCAGAGCUGCAAGACAAGAAUAAAAUCCUAUUGAGUCCAUAUGAUGGCAGCAUAUUUUAAAUAAGUGGGUAGUCUGACAGAAUUCGAUAUGGGGCAAAAAUAAAUCUAGUUAAUACCGUACCAUAUGUGAUCUUGGUAGUGUGUUACAUAGGGACCACUCAGCUAUUAGCAGGAGGCUUCCAUGAUGUUUAAAGCAGAUAAAGCUUUAGGGACCAUUUUAAUUAUUUUUAAAGCAAAGAUGGAUUGCCAUAAGACAGUUAUGCAACUUCUAGAUUAUAUCAAGUAUUUGCUCUGGAAAUUUUAUGCUUCUCAGGUGAGUAAUUUCAGAACAGUAGCAGUGUUUGGAAUUAGAUUCAGGUAGGUAGCCAUGUUGGUCUGACGCAGUCAGAAAUAAAUUUUUAAAAUGUCCAGUAGCACCUUAGAGACCAACCAAGAUACCAUCUGAAGAAGUGUGCAUGCACACAAAAGUUUAUACCCGGAACAAACUUUGUUGGUCUCUAAGGUGCUACUGGACAAGUGUUUGGAAUUGUGCUGAAAGGAAGCUUGAUAGUGUGAAAGUUAUUCCUGGGUGCACAACAAAACCAUAUUAAGAGUUCCAUAGAAUAGCCAAGUCCCAAGCUUGCAACUUGUAUGGAUAUUUUACUCUGCCCAACUAUUUGAAGCCUUUGCAGUGCUGCAAUUAAAUUCACAUAUAAAUCAGUAUUGGAUUGGGGUGGUAAAAUGCAUAUGAGCAAGUACUGUCAACCUGCAUUUCACUGUUUGUAGCACUUUCACAUCUGUUCAGGUUCAUUGUAUUAAUAGUGAUUGCAUGCAAACCACACAAUUUACUGAGGUUUAUGUUGGUUCACAGAAGCAACUCCUUGCAUGCACUGAUAAAAGUCAACAUGGCCUAUCUAAAAACCAUGCUUGCCAUCCUGAAUAGCUGCAAAAAAGGCAAAAUGCUGUAGCACCUUACACACUGCCUUAUUGUGGCAUGAGCUUUCAAGGCAACAUCAAAUGUAUUAAGUGUAUCCGCUUUAAAGUAUUACAUGGCUUUACGUUUCUAAACUUUCACCCGAAAGUGAAGGUAAUACAGUAUAAGGGAAGUAUCUUCUAGUUACAUGCUAAAACUGAGACAAUCCAGUGUCUCACCCAUAAUACCAAUUUGAUGGAUAAUUGUUGGGGAGGGAAUGGAAACCCCACCUUGAAUAGUUCAUGAUUUUUGCUCCAGUUUGAGGGGGUGGAAAGCCAAGAGUGGAUGUGCAGACUACAGUCAGUGGACAUGGGAUAAGUACCUGUCCUCACAAUAGACCCUGCAUCUCCAUUAUUUUCGCAUAAAAAAGGUUUGGAUCAGGCCACUAGCAGAACAGACACAGUUGGCAGAAUGGAUUGUCCCAUCUCAAAAUCUGCUCCAGAGGAUUGGGGAACCCUCCAUAGCAGAUUUGGGGAGAAAUUAGGAAAAGAAAGUCUCUGUGAUGUUGGGUGUUGUCCUUAAGAGUUUUGGCAACAUGAACUUGUGAUAUGAAAAUAAAAAUUAAAACCCCAAAAGGUUUUUCUCUGAUUACAUUCCUAUAAUUUCCAAUAGGUCUCUAGCAUAACAGCAAGUAGAGAAUUUCCUGAAACGGCCAAAAAGAUUGAUGUCUUGCCAACAAGAAUGACAAAAAUAUACUGCAUCAAAAUAAACCAACUUGGUUUGUCUAGCCUAUAAAUACCGUAAACCCGAAAUACUUAGUUUUUAUACCUACCUGGAAAGCAGAAUUGGAUAGUUUCUAUCAGGCCAUCAAGAGCACAACUAGUGAAUGUCAUCCGCUGUAGUAGUAUAAAAGAUAAUUGCAGCUUUCUUGUUUUACAGAUACAUGUGGCACACCAAGAUCAUUUAAGCACCGAUACUAUAAAAUACUGCAAUUUACUUCAUACAUUUUGGAGAAUUUGCCAGACAAGUUUCUAAAUUGCAAUCUUUAGGAUAACCUCUUACUCAUGAUUAAGUGGUAUAUGAAUGCCUCUUGAAUAAACAAAUCAGAUUUUAAAAACAUGAAUUUCCUUCUAAAUGCCACUCCUUUCCUGCACUCCCGCAACUACAAUUCUCAUUAUAAUUUUGUUAAAGAAUGUCAAGCAUCCUAAUGUACAUGCCACUUGGCCUCCAUUUAUAAAAGAAAAAGGAUCAAGGGGACUAGUAUUUGCAGAGUACCAUAUUGGCCACUGAAAGAACAGUGUUGGGCUGGAUGGACCUUUGGCCUGAUUCAGCAGGACCCUUCUUACAUUCUUAAAUACUGUAUCACAGAAUUUGCCUUUAAUCUUAUAAUGGUAACAAUUAAUUUAUUGUUGCCAACUUAAAAUAGUGGUAAUAUGACAUUUAAAUGUUUAGUACAUGACAGGUUCUUAAAAACAAGAGUUUUAAGGGCUGCAUUCAUGUUAGUGUUCAAACCCAAUUGCUUAGUCUUGCAGACUGGUUGUAUUCACAAAUUUCUGUUCCUAGUUGCUGUUGUGAUUUGAUCUGGCUUUAGAGCUGUUUGAAGUCGUGGUCUACACAGAAUUAUCUCCUAAGAGCUCUUUAUAUGUGUCUGCUAUUGCAGAGUGGGAACAUCAGCUAAUUACCAUGAAUGUACAAAACAUCUGACCAGCAGGUAUUGGAAAAAAAACAGUAUCCAGGUAAUUGCCUGGUUCCUGUAAUAAAUUAAAAUAUUUCAGAAUGA